GAUUGUUUCAUUCAAAUUGCACUGAUUGAUAAGAAACAAAAGGAAUAAUGUUUGAUCAAAGCUGUCAGUAGAAGAAAAGAAAGAGUUCGAAUGUUGAAGACGUCAGAAAAAGAACUGAAGAGCCGCCCUGGUUCGUCGUUGCUUCUGAAGUCACGAUGAAUCCCCCUUCCCUGUUGAUCGUAGUCAUUCUUUCAUCAGACUAUUUAGUAAAAGUUUUUGUUCUAAUCAACUGAAUUACUUUAAAGAAAAAUCAUUUGUCAGAACUCUUUAAUUUUAUCAAAUUUUACAAAUUACCCUCAUGUUCAAAAAAAUACAGAGUAUAUGCUAGUAUGUCAUUUGCAUUUAUAAUACUUGGUAUUGGAGUUCCUCUAUGGUGGCAUACAACAUCAGUUUUACGUGUACCUCUUCCUUACUCUGGAAUAGCAGAUUUGUCGAAUUUAGAAACCAAGUUUCAAACUAAAAUUGUCAUUGCUGCAACAUCAUUGACAUAUGCUGAAACAUUAAUGAAUGAAAUAAUUAAUUCAUUGGAAAAACCAACUUUACUGAGACUAGAUAUAUCUCACAAAAUUGUUUCAAAGGAUGUAGUAAAUUCUGCAUUUACAUUGUAUGACCAUGAAAAAAUAGCAGAAAAAUUUGAUGUACAAAUUGGCCAAUUACUAUUUUUAGAAUCACCAAAUUUUAAUCAGAUUUUUAUUGGUCUCAAAAGGAAUAUCUUCUUUCCAUCGAAAACAAAGGGUUCAGAGCUAACUCAUAUCCUGUCGCAAAUUAUUCUGAGAGAUAAAUCACUUCUUCUAACUCAGAAUGCUUUAACGGAACCCACAAUAUAUCGUCUAGAUGAAGAAAACCGUCGACGAUUUCCCCCAAGUGUAAAUUAUGAUGUUCUCGUGACAAUAAUCAACCCAGAUCCCGACAGGUUAAAAAUAAAGUGGAAUUUGUUGACAUUGACUGAAGAUUACAUCGAACCAUUUCUCAAUCAGCUCUCUAUGGUUGCAAACUUUUCUAUCAAAUCUCAGUGGCUUUAUUUGCUUCCUUUUGCUAUUACUCCAAAACAAAUUAUUGAUAGCAGCCCACUAAGAAGACAUUAUGCCUUUGUAGAAGAUAUUCUUCCACAAUUAAUAACACCAUUAGAAAAAAAAUUGGCAUCCCAAGUCAGUCUCCAUCCAUGUAUCAAUCUCGUAAUGUAUGCUGUGCCUUGUAGUGAAUCACCUAUUUAUAUUUAUACGAAAACUGGACACAAAUCUAAGUCAUUAAAUAAUAUAGAAGCGUUUAUGUCUCCAAGAUGGGGUGGAGUUGUUAUAUCAAACCCACCAUUAGAUGUAUGCAAUCAAACAAUUAUUGAAGAUAGUUAUGAUAGUGUAGUUGAAGUGGAACCUAAUCCUUUACUCAUUAUGGGUACUUUUCUGUCACAAUUGAGGCUUCUAUUGGGGAUUCCUGAACCUGAUGAUGAGAUUCCAAAUAUCUCUAUUGUAGCUCUUGGAGAAACCCUUAUUCGGGAUUGGGAGCUCGAUGCACUUCUACGAGUAAAAGCCGUUGAACAGCUCACUUCAGCUAAGCUUACUCUUCAAUCACUAGCACAACUUCUUGAAGAAAUCAGUAAUAUUGUGAUUACGGAGACUGUUGGCAAUCGAAUAAAGAAAGCUCUGGAGCUUAUAAAAUUAUCAGCACAAAAAUUAAAUAAUGGAGAAUUAGUAGAUGGAUUCCUGCUAAGCAAAGAAGCUUUUAUUACUUCAGAAGCAGCAUUCAGCGAUCCAUCACUUUUAGCUCUGUUAUACUUCCCAGAAGAUCAAAAAUAUGCUGUUUAUAUUCCUCUAUUUUUACCUAUUAUGAUACCAGUAUUAUUUUCUAUCAAAAAUAUCAAACAAUAUUAUUUUCCAAAUAAGCCAAAUUGAAUAAUUUUAGGUUUAUAGUUGAUCAGAUAAAAGAUGAACUAAUAAAAUGUACAAAUGUUACUAUAUAUCUAUUAAUGAAACAAAUAAAU
Molecule: messenger RNA, 1978 nt
Organism: Chelonus insularis
Lineage: Eukaryota; Metazoa; Arthropoda; Insecta; Hymenoptera; Braconidae
Gene: PIG-S
Product: phosphatidylinositol glycan anchor biosynthesis class S
Exons: 8
Coding region: 330-1889 (519 amino acids)
Biological process (GO): attachment of GPI anchor to protein
Cellular component (GO): GPI-anchor transamidase complex
Source: RefSeq, a predicted model, not a curated record